GAGAUUUUUUUGAUUAUUAAAUAAUCUUUUUCUUGUUAAUUUAUUUUUAGACUCUAUUCUAGUUUCUCUAUUAUUUGUCUGUUUUCUACUGAGCUGAGAAAAUGUCCGACGAUUUUGGAUCAGCCGGUGGUUGGGGAGAUUCUGGCAAUUCUGCAAAAAAAUCUGAUGUAACAUCUUCUGGUGCUGGUAGUUCAUGGGGAAAUGAAGCUAGUGGUGAUUCUUCAGAAAAAACUAGUUCAGGUGGUGGUUGGGCAUCUGGUGGUGAUUCAUGGGGAAAUGAAGCUAGUGGUGAUUCCUGGGGAAAUUCUGGUGGUUCAUCGAAGAAAUCUGGUGGUGCUUCUGGUGGUGCUUCUGGUGGUGGUAACUUUUGGGGAGCCAGUGAUGCCGAAAGCUCAGACAAGCCAAGAGGUAAAGGUUGUUUCAAGUGUGGUGAAGAGGGUCACAUGUCACGCGAAUGCCCUUCUGGUGGUGGUGGUAGUCGUGAUGGUGGCUCGAGAGCUAAAGGUUGUUUCAAAUGUGGAGAUAAGGGUCAUAUGUCCAGGGAAUGUCCUUCUGCUGGUAAUAGCAACGGUGGUAAUGAAGAUGGCUCAACACCUUUACUUGAUGCUGACGGCAAACCUCGAGCUCCAAUUUAUGUUCCCCCUGAUUUGAGUAAAGACGAAACACUCUAUGAAUCAGUUACUGCUGGUGAAAACUUUGACCGUUAUGAUAGUAUACCUUGUUCCGUAACCGGAGAUGAUAAGCCCACAAACCCCGAAAAAUAUGAGACUUUUGAAGAAGCAUUUACAAGUACAACUAUUCGUGCUGGACUCAAAGCUACAAAGAUUACUAAGCCAAUGCCUAUCCAAAAAUAUGGUAUGAGAAUCGUAAUGGCCGGUGGAGAUGCAGUAGCUUGUGAAUCGGAUAAAACAUAGGCUUUUAUUUUACCAAUUUUACAAGUAUUUUCGGAUCCUAAUACUACCAGUAAAUAUGGAUAUACAUGCCAAGAGCCAAAAGCUAUAGUUGUUUCACCAACCAGAGAAUUGGCCAUUCAAAUUUAUAGAGAAGCUUAUAAAUACUAUGCUGACAGCAUAGUUAAAGUUCAAAUAAUUUAUGGUGGAAUCUCAACUUCCCAUCAAAGAGCUAAACUAUCUGAAGGCUAUCACGUUCUUGUUGGUACUCCAGGCCGAAUUAUCGAUUUCCUAGAAAAAGGUUUUUUCUCGUUCUCCAUUUUAAAGUAUUUUGUUUUAGAUGAAGUUGAUCGAAUGAUCGAUCAAGGUUUCAUUCCUGAUAUUAGAAAAAUGGCUUCUAACGCUACAAUGCCUCCUGUUUUUAAGAGACAAACUCUUAUGCUCAGUGCUACAUUCCCUGACGAAAUUCAAUGAGCUAAACUAUCCAAA
Molecule: messenger RNA, 1379 nt
Organism: Panonychus citri (citrus red mite)
Lineage: Eukaryota; Metazoa; Arthropoda; Arachnida; Trombidiformes; Tetranychidae
Product: probable ATP-dependent RNA helicase vasa-like
Biological process (GO): cell differentiation; gamete generation
Cellular component (GO): nucleus; P granule
Molecular function (GO): RNA binding; RNA helicase activity; zinc ion binding
Source: RefSeq, a predicted model, not a curated record